CAGAGCUCGCUCGGCAGACUUUUCCGCUCCGUUAACAGUCUUUUUUUCUCCCGCCCCGCUCCGGCCGCCUUCGCGCCGGUCUCGGCCCGGUCCCAACCCGGGACCCCCGCUCCGGCCGGCCCGGCCCCCACCCCAGCCCUGCCGCCCGGCCCCAGGCCCGGCCGCGGCCGCUCCCGCCUGGAGCCGCCGCGCGCCCCCAGCCCCCCGGCGCCCCCGCGGCCCCUUGCCUUUCUUUUCCCGGCGCGGCCUCCGGGCUUCCGCGCCCCGCCCGCCACCAACCCGCUCGCCACCAUGUCUGUGGAGCUCGAGGAGGCCCUACCACUGACGACCGCCGAGGGGGCAGCCAAGAAGGCGGCCAAGGCCGGCGGCUCGGCGGCGCUGUCCCCCUCCAAGAAGAGAAAGAAUAGCAAGAAGAAGAACCAGCCCGGCAAGUACAGCCAGCUAGUGGUGGAGACCAUCCGUCGGCUGGGCGAGCGCAACGGUUCGUCGCUGGCCAAGAUCUACGCGGAGGCCAAGAAGGUGGCGUGGUUCGACCAGCAGAACGGGCGCACCUACCUCAAGUACUCCAUCAAGGCGUUGGUGCAGAACGACACGCUGCUGCAGGUGAAGGGCACCGGUGCCAACGGCUCCUUCAAGCUCAACCGCAAGAAGCUGGAGGGCGGCGGCGAUCGGCGCGGAGCCCCGGCGCCCGCCACCGCCCCGGCGCCUGCCGCUCACAAGGCCAAGAAAACAGCCCCGAGCGCGGCCGCCCCGCGGCGCGCGGACAAGAAGCCCGCCAAGGGCCCGCAGCCCGAGAAGCGCUCGCACAAAAAGGGCGCCUCCUCCAAGAAGGACAAAAGCAGCAGCAAGGCCAAGAAGGCGGCGGCCGCGGGAGGCAAGAAGGUGAAGAAGGCGGCCAAGCCCAGCGUCCCCAAAGUGCCCAAGGGCCGCAAGUGAGCCCUGGGGCCUCGGGCCUCGCUUUUCCACCCAGAGCGCACGUAGGUUUUGCUGGGGGCCCGGGCCAGCGCCGGCCCGCCCAUCCCCCGCGUGAGAGCUUUUUUUUUGUUGUUGUUGUUAGCUCUAGAUUUUUGAAACGGCCCUGGCGACUCCCCUAUUGGCUCUCGCCCUUGGCAACGCCUGUCGCCAUGGUUACCAGCCCCCGGGCGCCAAUGGCCGGCCGCGUCAGCCCGCCCCGGCCUUACGCGUUGGCCGCGCAGCCCUUCCAGCCCAUGCCCUCCCCGCCUUCCGGCGCGCGACAAGCACUCGGCGCGGGGCCGCGCGGCGCUUUCUUUUCUCCUGUCGCCUUUUUUGGGGCACAAUAAAUUGUUUAAACCUUUGAA
Phacochoerus africanus (Common warthog) is the source of this 1319-nucleotide messenger RNA. RefSeq names its product histone H1.10. NCBI's taxonomy places the organism in Eukaryota, Metazoa, Chordata, Mammalia, Artiodactyla, Suidae. Gene Ontology annotation, biological process: nucleosome assembly. The transcript has a single exon. Gene Ontology annotation, cellular component: nucleosome. Gene Ontology annotation, molecular function: structural constituent of chromatin; DNA binding. Bases 292 to 936 code for a protein of 214 amino acids. The record is from RefSeq and is a predicted model, not a curated record.